AUGGCCGGCACCGAAACUCUGGAAGCCUGCUUUGAGCGCAUUACCGUCAAUGACGAAAAUGAAGAGCAAUAUAGCUCGCAGACGACAGCUUACCACAAAUCAAAAGGCUCCCUCUCUACGGGCAUGACCCUUACCAGCCUCUCCGCUUCCACCACGACCUCCACCGCGCGCCUCAAGCUUCCCCUCCAGAAGCUCCCCAACACGAACACUAUUAAGACGGCCAAUGCAACCGUCACGAAAGUCACACUACCCUCGCAAGCCGCCCAACACCUCCGCACCGAACCCCGCAGCUCCGACGACGCGCUCGCCCUCCAACAAGCCACACACCGCUCCGAUCCGCCUCUCUAUACCCAACCUACUCUCCCCAAGCAGUUCAGUCUGGGCAUGUUCGAGAUCGGCAAGCCCCUAGGCAAAGGAAAAUUCGGGCGCGUAUACCUCGCACGCGAGCGCAGCACCGGUUUUGUGUGUGCCCUCAAAGUCCUGCACAAGUCCGAGCUCGCGGCCGGCAAGGUCGAGAAGCAAGUCCGGCGAGAAAUCGAGAUCCAGUCCAACCUCGCGCACCCGAACAUCUUGCGCCUCUUCGCGCACUUCCACGACGCGAAGCGCAUAUUCCUGGUGCUAGAGUUCGCGGGGAAGGGUGAGCUGUACAAGCACCUGCGGAAGGCGGGACGGUUUGACGAAGGGAGGGCGGCGGGGUAUAUCGCGCAGAUGGCGAAGGCGUUGAGGUAUUUGCACGGGAAGCAUGUCAUGCAUCGGGACAUCAAGCCUGAGAAUAUUUUGGUGGGGUUGAUGGGGGAGAUCAAGAUUAGCGACUUUGGGUGGAGCGUGCAUGCGCCGAAUAAGAGAAGGAAUACGAUGUGUGGGACGUUGGAUUAUUUGCCGCCGGAGAUGAUCAAGCCUGGUUCAAGCGAGAAUUUCUACAACGAGAAAGUCGAUCUCUGGUCGCUGGGCGUGCUAACAUACGAGUUCCUGGUUGGAGAAGCGCCAUUCGAAGAUACUCCAGUCAUGACGCAGCGGAAGAUUGCAAGGGGUGAGUUCAGUGUCCCGGGAUUCGUGAGCCCCGAGGCCAAAGACUUGAUCAAACGAUUGCUUGUGCUCGAUCCCGAGAAGCGAAUUUCGCUCGAUGACGUGCAGAAGCAUCCUUGGAUCGUCAAGCACUGCAUCAAGGGCGAGCGAGCGACGAUGAGAGAGUCUGGUGGAAAGUGA
Molecule: messenger RNA, 1206 nt
Organism: Coniosporium apollinis CBS 100218
Lineage: Eukaryota; Fungi; Ascomycota; Dothideomycetes
Product: AUR protein kinase
Exons: 3
Coding region: 1-1206 (401 amino acids)
Biological process (GO): regulation of cytokinesis; mitotic spindle organization; protein phosphorylation
Cellular component (GO): spindle microtubule; spindle pole centrosome; spindle midzone
Molecular function (GO): ATP binding; protein kinase activity
Source: RefSeq, a predicted model, not a curated record